Thermothielavioides terrestris NRRL 8126 is the source of this 388-nucleotide messenger RNA. RefSeq lists its product as uncharacterized. Bases 180 to 374 code for a protein of 64 amino acids. The transcript is spliced from 2 exons. NCBI's taxonomy places the organism in Eukaryota, Fungi, Ascomycota, Sordariomycetes, Sordariales, Chaetomiaceae. The record is from RefSeq and is a predicted model, not a curated record.
CGAAAGUCCAGAGCAUUCCAUGAGCCUCGUGAACCUGCAGCGAUUUUGAGGCUGAUAUUCUUCCUUAUUGAACGGGCCUGAACUACGUACGCCCUUGCUCGAACUCGACUUGCAACAACCAAGCACCCAACGCCGCAGCGCACUGUUUCUCGAACGCCCUCAGGACAGCCUUGCCCGCCAUGUCGACUGCGGAAGAGCUCAAAGCUCUGGGCAACAAGGCCAUCGCAGCCAAGAAUUUCGACGAGGCCAUUUCACCCAGGCCAUCGCGCUCGAUCCCACCAACCACAUCCUCUACAGCAACCGAUCAGCAGCCCACGCGUCCAAGAAGGAGUGGGAUCGUGCGCUCGCCGAUGCCGAGAAAACUACAGAGUUGAAGCCAGACUGGCCC